GCGCGAUAUCGAGCAGCUAGAAAAAAUAGCCCACAGAGUUCUGCCGACGUCCAGUGUGAACGGAUGUAGAAUCGAGGAAGCUCGUUGCUAAGUCAUUACAGACUCGUCAGUGUCAUAAACCAGAGUACAGUUUUCAGCGUCCAAUCGUUCCAGCGAUCGACAAAGAAAAGACCGAGUAACUCCAAACCACUAAGAAUGGCGAAUGAACAUGCACAAAGACUGCUUUAAUUAUAUGAACACUGUGGUGUCUAGAAAAAUAUUCAGCCGUGGUGUGACCACAGCGAUGCAAUAUAGUAAACUGAAUAACAGAAAACAAGCGUGAAGAAUCCCGGCCCCUAGAAGAAAAUGAAAGGGCAGAGGUCUGCCCACUUGUUACUGCUCUCCUGCGUGGCACUCACGGCUGCAGCUCAUGCUGCCGACAACGGGGAGGGACCCGUCGUACUCACGACGGCCGGCCGUGUGAGGGGAUUCCGUCAGCAGCUAAAUGGCAAAGUUGUCAAUUCGUUCACCGGCAUUCGGUAUGGCAAGGCCCCAGUCGGAGCCCUUCGUUUCCGGGAGCCGCAGCCCGCGGAGCCGUGGACUGAUGUUGCGGAUGCCACCCGACCGGCUCCAGUAUGCAUCCAGGUCGACACUAAUCGAAGGCUGUCGAGAGUGCAGGGCAUUAAAGUACAGACUGAGGACUGUUUGUUCCUAAACGUCUGGAGCCCGACAAGAAACAACAGUGCUUCGGACCUAGCAGUUAUGGUGUGGAUCCACGGUGGCGGAUAUCGUUUUGGCUCGUCUUCUCUUAGCAUAUAUGACGGUGCACUUCUGGCAGCUUACGGCGAUGUCGUAGUUGUUUCGAUGAAUUAUAGACUGGGAGCCUUGGGGUUCUUGUACGGAGGCACGGAACACGUCCCUGGAAAUCAGGGACAUCUGGAUCAGUUGCUUGCAUUGCGUUGGGUAAAGGACAACAUAGCUGCUUUCGGAGGAGAUCAGGGGAGAGUUACACUUUUUGGUGAAAGCGCAGGGUCGAUGUCCGUAGAUUUCCACCUGUCGUCACCGGUCUCUGGAGCCCUUUUUCAAAGGGCUAUUAUGCAAAGCGGAGCUAUGUGCACUCAUUCGGAUCGCGCCAGUGACCCGCGGCUACUCACGAAAGUAAAAAAGAUGGCAAUGUAUCUUAACUGCACGAAUUCAUCUGAACCCGAAACUGGUCUGCCAGAGAAUGUCAUUGAGUGCUUGCGACGGGCAGAUCCCUUGCAUAUUAGAGUAGCAGAAGGGUUGGUUUGUCCCGAUACGCUGUGCUUCGUGACGGUCUUUGGUGUGCCCUCCCUACAGAAUGAACCCUGUAGAGCAGAGUAUCAAGGAAAUAAGGAUAUACUAAUUGGUCACGUGGUUAACGAAGGUGGAUUGUUUGCCAGCCGAUCCUUUCCCGCGGUGUUCCAUGCUGGCUCGCCGAAGAAUUUGACAAAAAUUGAGAUUCUCCUUUUACUGGCGCCUUUGCUCUCGCCUCCGAGUCCCCAGCUUUUAGACGAGCUUCAUAACAUUUAUACACGAGACCUGGGGAACACAGACUAUGAGAAACUGAGACGAGCGGUUCAGGAUGCUUGGGGCGACAAGGUCAUAACAUGUUCAUCAAAAGAAGCUUCAAUGAGGUUAGCAAGUAAUACAGAUUAUUCAGUCUUCUAUUACAUACUAAACCACACGUCUUCGAGUUCGCCCAAGAAACCCUGGUACGGCAUGGCGCACGUCGAAGACGUUCUGUACGUCUUUGGAAGACCAGUUGCGGAAAAGGCGUCUUCCGAGGACCAGAACUACAGCAAAAAAUUGAUGGGAUUGUGGACUUCAUUCGCUAAGCAUGGAAAGAACCAUCUCGUGGAGGCUUACCAAUGGCCCCAGCUUCUGCCUGGUAACCUUGCUGCCUUGAAGAUCACCAGCAGAGAGCCAGAGCAGACACUGCUCAAUAUUGGACACCGCUGCCGGUUCUGGAAUCGAUUGCAUCGCAGCCAUGUUGAUUCCGCGUAAAGUUUGACAGACAUG
Messenger RNA from Ixodes scapularis (black-legged tick), 2019 nucleotides. RefSeq names its product acetylcholinesterase-like. The record is from RefSeq and is a predicted model, not a curated record. Gene Ontology annotation, cellular component: plasma membrane. Gene Ontology annotation, molecular function: acetylcholinesterase activity. Lineage: Eukaryota; Metazoa; Arthropoda; Arachnida; Ixodida; Ixodidae. Gene Ontology annotation, biological process: acetylcholine catabolic process; choline metabolic process. The transcript is spliced from 5 exons. Bases 346 to 2004 code for a protein of 552 amino acids.